CGGAUUGUCAACAUAUAACUUAGUGGGAACCCCACACCGCUAAGCAGUUUUACCUCUUUCUUUCUCUAAUCAUAUAUUUCCUUCCUUUGAUAAAUCUACUUAAACACAUAUACAUAAAUAUAUACUGUGGUUCCCCUCAUUCCUAUCAAUUCCAUCUUUCAACAAACAAAUCCCCAAUCCGCAUGCCAACCAUGGCGGACCUCAACAUGGACGACCCCAACAACAAACUCACCACCAUACCAAUCGGCAGCAAUGAGGUCGCCGUCCCCACACGCAUCAACACCGGCGAGCCCUCCUCCAGCUCCUCCCCCGCCGACCCGUCCAGCCCUCGCCGCGACUCCGUAGUUAGCAAGCCCGAUCAAGAAGAGGAUGAAGAUGAGAGACUAGCCGGCAUCACCGACGAGAGGGAGCGCACGCGCCGCAGGCUAAAUCUCAAACUUGCGAAUCCGCUCGGCAAUUUCCCUGUCGAGAAGGUCGGCGACAUGGGCGAGCAGUACUGUCGCGAGUUUGCGCUGGGCGAGGCGGAGGAUAUUCGCGCCUUCAGACUCGGGGCUAUGGUCGCUAAGGACCCGAAUAUGUUCCGCGAAGUCGAGGGACUAACUGAGGACGAGCGCAAGGUGUUUUCCGAUGAGCUGGAGCACAAGUGGAGGCAGCCUAAGAAGCUGUAUCUCGUGAUUCUGCCUUGUUCGCUGUGUGCAGCUGUACAGGGAAUGGACGAAACCGUUGUCAACGGCGCCCAAAUCUUCUACAAACAGCACUUCGGCAUCGGCGAGAAGGACCCCCGCUCCACCUGGCUUGUCGGCCUCCUCAACUCCGGCCCCUAUCUCUGCUGCGCCUUCAUCGGCUGCUGGCUCACCAUCCCCUUCAACAACUGGUUCGGCCGCCGCGGCACCAUCUUCCUAACCUGCUUCUUCUCCGCCACCGCCUGCUUCUGGCAAGCCUUUGCCAACACCUGGUGGCACAUGUUCAUCGCACGCUUCUUCCUCGGCUUCGGCAUCGGUCCCAAAUCGGCCACCGUGCCCAUCUACGCUGCUGAGACGGCGCCGCCACCCAUUCGUGGCGCGCUCAUCAUGUGCUGGCAGAUGUUCACGGCGUUUGGUAUCUUCGUCGGGUACGCGGCUGAUCUGAUGUUCUACGAAGUCAAAGACCCGUCCGGCGUCUCGGGGAUGAACUGGCGUCUCAUGAUGGCCUCCGCUAUGAUCCCUGCCGUCGUAGUAUGCUGCUUCGUCUUCAUGUGUCCUGAGUCCCCGCGCUGGUACAUCAGCCAGGGCCGGCACCACCAAGCCUGGACAGCAAUCCAGCAACUCCGCUUCAACAAAGUACAAGCUGCGCGCGACCUGUUCUACAUUCAAUACCUCGUCAGCGCCGAGCUCGAGACCAUCAACAUGGGCAACAAAGCCAAGGAACUCAUCGGCGUCCCGCGAAACCGCCGCGCCCUCCAGGCGUCUGAGUUGGUCAUGUUCAUGCAGCAAUUCUGCGGUGUCAAUAUUAUAGCCUACUACUCUUCGGAGAUCUUCCUAGAGGCCAACCUCUCUGAACUCUCUGCCCUGGGCGCCUCAAUGGGUUUCGGCGCUAUAAAUUUCUUAUUCGCUCUCCCCGCUUUCUACACCAUCGAUACCUUUGGUCGCCGCAAUCUGCUUCUCACUACUUUCCCAUUAAUGGCGCUGGCGCUGUUCUUCACGGGUUUCUCGUUCCUCAUCCCUGAGACGUCGGUGGCGAGAAUCGCGUGUAUCGCCCUCGGGAUUUACCUCUUCGGAAUGGUCUACUCCCCUGGCGAGGGCCCGGUGCCCUUCACCUACUCCGCUGAGGCGUACCCUCUGUACAUCCGCUCGCAGGGCAUGUCCCUUGCCACAGCUACAACCUGGUUCUUCAACUUCGUCCUCUCCAUCACCUGGCCCUCGCUCCUCGAAGCCUUCGGACCGACGGGGGCAUUCUGCUGGUACGCAGCGUGGAACGUGAUCGGGUUCUUCGGGGUGCUAAUGCUUGUCCCUGAAACCAAGGGGAAGACGCUUGAGGAGCUGGAUGUCGUGUUUGGGGUUAAGAGCAGGUUGUUUGCCAAGUAUGGGCUGCAGCAGUUUGUGUACUUCUUGAAGGGAGGGAAGUUGAAUAAGAGGGCCGAGAGGCCGGAGGAGCCGGUGGGGGAGCCGGAUUAUGAUGAGAAAACCUUUCAGAGUGAGACAGAGAGGGUGCAGGAUAGGAGGGUUUAG
This is a messenger RNA of Pseudogymnoascus verrucosus, 2207 nucleotides long. RefSeq lists its product as uncharacterized. Gene Ontology annotation, biological process: transmembrane transport. Gene Ontology annotation, cellular component: membrane. The transcript is spliced from 2 exons. The record is from RefSeq and is a predicted model, not a curated record. Gene Ontology annotation, molecular function: myo-inositol:proton symporter activity. Bases 183 to 2207 code for a protein of 674 amino acids. NCBI's taxonomy places the organism in Eukaryota, Fungi, Ascomycota, Leotiomycetes, Thelebolales, Thelebolaceae.